ACAGCCCGAGCCCCACGCACAAUCGAUCUUUUGCAUCCAUCCGUUGCCCAGAGGAGCAUCUCAGCCUUAUUCCGAUGCUAUUGCAAAGAAGAUUGGCACCAAGGCUACCGGUACAUCUAUCUGGGGAUUCUUCAGAGCUGGAUUUCCCUCGAGAAGAAGAGUGUUUUACUCCGAGAACUCUGAGGGUUUCUGAGUGAUAACCAGCUUUUCGGCUUAUCUUCACCCACAUUUUUGGAUGCUACCGAAAUCAGCCGACAAUCAACAAAGUAGAGGCACGUUCAGAAGCUCAACUAUCAAGCUUUCGUCCUCCAAGGAUAUCAUCGGUAGAAACUUUUGAAGCAUGAUGCGGCCUUGGUCCCUUGCCUGUUCUGUCCAGUGUCAAUGGAUUAAGCAGCCGGCAUUCCUCCUCAAGGGUUCCCAUGUGAACCCUCCUUUUCAACGGCGGUAUCUUGCCACCAAAGGAAGAGGAGGAGGCCUCAAGAGAACCAAAGGAGGGGGAUUUGCUCGCAAUAAGAAAGCACAGGAGCGCCCGCCAAAGAAUGCAAGGGGCAAAGCCAAAGAAGACGAACCAAAGCCUACGCUAACACCACCAAAGAAGCAUUGGACCAAUGAUCCGGACCGAUUGUGGGCCUAUCGGCAGCACGCAUGGACGACAGUAGCUCAAAGGGGUGCACCACUGCUGGUUUUGAGCUGUGUGGUGGCCUUUUCAGAAGAAGGCAACCAAAUGUUCUACUCCUACCUUUGUCCCCUUCAAAUGGAACAACUAAGUGGGCCCAGUAUGCUACCUUCGAUUCAUCCUUGGGGCGAUGUCUGGCUUCACACAACUCCUAUGUGGGAUUCCCUUCGACAAUUGUAUCAUUCUGCCAAAGAGUUUGUGACGGGGAACCCGUCUCCACUGUAUCAAUGCGGUCAAAUUGUGAUUUGGAGAGAUCCCCAAACCAACAGACGGAGUUGUAAACGGAUUGUCGGCAUGGGAGGAGACACCGUGCAACGAUACGGUCAAUUUGCCGAGUAUUAUCGACACCGUCCAGAUCUGGGAGUUCGUUGGGAGACUCUGCAAGCACGAGGCUUGGAUCCAUCCUGUCCCUGGGACACGCAAUCUACUACCAUGGACGACCCUGGUUUGGGAGAUUCCACUGGUGAACCACCACAGCACCAUUCGACUACUAGUCUGAGUCCUGGUAGUAGUACUUCCCAGACGGAACAGCGCCAUGAUGACGACCGUUUGUAUCACAGCACCCGGGUGGUUCCAAAGGGUCAUGUUUGGCUGGAAGGCGACAAUCCUCUCUUAUCGGUGGAUUCCAGACACUAUGGACCCGUCCCUUUAUCCUAUUUGGAAGGCAAAUUGGUGUGGCGACUAUGGCCCCUGCUUCGUCACCCUGCCAUUCGCAAACAUGAUCAAAUGCUGCUGAAACAUCGUCACAUUCGCCCUCAGCCACUGGACGUUGAGACGCCCAAACAACGCGGACAAGAGGAUCGCUUGGCGCUCUAUUACAAUUUGCAUUGUAUGCAGAAUCAGCAACCACAGCGCGAUCCUCCGUUAUCAUUGGACGAACCAGAUCAGGCCAUGGAAUUCACCAGUAAUGCAAGUGGGAGAGGCUGAAGUGAUGUUCGUUUGGAUAGUUUUAAAUUAGAUUGUCAGAACCAGACACUUUUAAAAGAAAACGAUAGUUUAACUACUGACCACUGAGGAUUAUUU
Messenger RNA from Seminavis robusta, 1699 nucleotides. The record is from the annotation of a GenBank genome assembly. NCBI's taxonomy places the organism in Eukaryota, Bacillariophyta, Bacillariophyceae, Naviculales, Naviculaceae.